Molecule: messenger RNA, 3189 nt
Organism: Saccharomyces cerevisiae S288C
Lineage: Eukaryota; Fungi; Ascomycota; Saccharomycetes; Saccharomycetales; Saccharomycetaceae
Gene: SUM1
Product: Sum1p
Exons: 1
Coding region: 1-3189 (1062 amino acids)
Cellular component (GO): nucleus
Source: RefSeq, marked reviewed
AUGUCUGAGAACACCACAGCCCCUUCUGAUAACAUAACCAAUGAACAGAGACUUCCGUCUGGACCCAAAGAUGACGUAGAUACGUUAGCACUUACCAGUGCUCAAAAUCAAGCUAAUAGUUUGAGGAAGCUAGAUACAGAUGCGAACGCUAAAGCUUUGCCAUCCAUCACAGACAUACCAGUCAGUGAUGAUUCUGAUAUAAAACGACAAGUUGGCUCUGGUUUUGGUUCAAAUCCGCUUCAUAUAAAAGAUUCCGAGGCCUUUCCACAUUCAUCUAUUGAAGCCCUAAAAGAGGGUAUGGACAAAGUCACAAAACAAUGCAACGAUUUGAAGACGGCUUUGCUUUCCAAAGACACUUCCCUCACUGAUUCUGUGCAGGAUUUGUUUAACUCAUUAAAAGUUUUAUCACACAACCAAUCAGUUUUGGAAAAUAAGCUGGAUGAUGUCAUGAAGAAUCAAGUAAAUACUGACAUAUUGGUCAAUAAUUUGAAUGAACGAUUGAACAAAUUAUCGACAAUGUUGCAAAAUACUUCGAAAGUAAAUCACUCUAACCUUCUCAUAGAAAAUUCAUCCAACAAUACCAGUUCACAGCAUAAUACCUCUUCUUCUCGAAGGGGACCUGGCAGGCCAAGAAAAGAUGCCUCGACCUCCACAAUGAAUAAGUUAGUGUCAAACGCAGCCUCGGUCAAUCUCAAAAGUGCAUCCAAUCAGGGUGCUCCUUUCUCACCAGUAAAUAUUACUUUACCGACUGCCGUAGUACAAACGUCUAAAUCCAAAAGGUAUUUUGUGGAACCAUCAACGAAACAAGAGUCGCUUUUAUUAUCUGCCCCUUCAUCAUCAAGAGAUGAUGCUGAUAUGUCCUUGACUUCCGUACCGCAAAGAACGAACAAUGAAAAUGGUAAAGAGCGACCAUCCACUGCUAAUUCUAGCUCCAUCACACCAACACCUGUUACGCCGAACAACUUAAUUCAAAUCAAAAGAAAAAGAGGCAGGCCCCCAAAAAAGAGAACAGUGGAAACAAUGAUAUCCAAUUCCACGGAUACGAUAGAUAAGUCAGAUGCAUCUAAUCGGAUUAAAAACGAGAUUCCAAUAAAUUCCUUGCUUCCAUCUUCCAAAUUUCAUCAAAUACCAUCAUCUCCAUCCAAUCCUGUGUCACAACCGGCUCCGGUUCGGACUUCAAGGUCAGCCACACAAGAAAUAGACAUUAAAAGUUUAGAACUGGCCUCUCUAAUUUCAACUAAUGGUGAUCCAAACGCAGAGGAUUCGAAUACUACUGAUACUGUUCAUAAUAACGUGGAAGGAAAGGUAAAUGUUGAAGAAAAUAAAACCGAGAAGGAGAAAAUAAUAACCAUCAAAUCAUCCAGCGAAAAUAGUGGUAAUAAUACGACCAAUAAUAAUAAUACUGACAACGUCAUUAAAUUUUCAGCUAAUUCAGAUAUCAAUAGUGAUAUUCGCCGAUUAAUGGUUAACGAUCAGUUUUCAUUAAGUUAUGACGCCAGCGGUAAUAUUACGGUCAAAUUACCACCCGUUUCCUCUCCAGCAGCAGCAACAGCUGCCGCUGCUGCGGCGGUUACGUCAGAGAUGAAUAGACAACAAAGAGAAUUAGAUAAAAGACGUGAUUCAAGGGAGAAAAUGCUUGUUAAUAUGAAAUAUAACGAUCGCGAUAAAGCAAAGUCAUUUAUGGAGUCUAAUAAGAAACUCUUAAAAGCAAUGAAAGAAGAAGAGAGGAGGAAAAGAAUGACUUCGAUAAUACAUGAUAAUCACUUGAACUUAAAUUUGAAUGAGAUCUCCACCCGUUCAAAGAUAAAAAGUGCAGAAAAACCAACAACUAAAGGUUCUUCAAUGUCGCCAAAACCAAGAUCGGCCUCCAUCAGCGGCAUUUCAGACCACCAACAGGAAGGAUAUCAACCAUUAGAGCAAGAAAAACUCGUCGAUAUUGACAAUGAGGGCUCAAACGCAAACAGCGACUCUCUCAAGAUGGGUCUAACCAUAUCCGCUGCCGAUACGGUUCACAAAGUUGGAAUACAGUCCAUGCUAAAUUCUGGGGAAGAGGCAAUUACCAAGGAGAAUGCAGAAUAUGAAAGAAAGACCCCGGGAGAUGAAGAAACUACCACGUUCGUUCCAUUAGAAAACUCACAACCUUCGGACACGAUAAGGAAAAGAACAGCAGGCGAUGACGGUGCAUUGGAUCAAACAGAGAAUACGAGCAUAUCACCAAAGAAGAGACGCACAGAAGAUCAUACAAAAGGUGAAGAAGAUGAGGGAGAAAGGGGUGUUGGUAAUAGCGGAACGCUGGCCACCGUGGAGAAUGUCUCAGGAGACAUCUCCGCAGAUUUAUCCAAAGGUACUUCAUCUAUCCAUAACGAUACUGAGUCUGCUAACGAUAGUAGCAAUGGCAACGGAAACCUCGGUUUGGGUACAGAGUCACGCAAUACAUUGUUAACGGCAACUCCCAUUGAAUUAAUCUGCCGGGAAGGCUUCUUCUACCGGAGAGAUAUUCCGGACGUUCCCAUUACCACAGGAGCGUACCUGGAAUUUAAAUUCAAGGCGAAAGAAGAGGAAUUGAUCAACUCUAGCAUCAAUGAGGAGGAUUAUGCUGCUAAAUCAAAGCAUGAAAAAAUGAAUGCGCAUUUCUUCAAGCCUGAUAUUCAAGAAGAGACGGAACUUGCCUUUGAAAUUUUGAGCAAGACAACGCUGACAGAGAAAUACGUUAACAGUUUGGAGUACUUCUUGAUGGAAUUCAGGUGGGAGAAUAAACUAGUUGGUCUAGGCUUAAAACUUCGGGAAUCCAAAAGAACCUGGCAAAGGAGAAAGGCGUUAUUUGCCCUUUUCGAAUUUUGGAGAGACCAAUCAAGAGACAAAAGAAGAUUCCACAACUACACCAUCCUGCAUGCGGUGAAAGAGAUGGAAAACUACAGAAUAUUUAUUAAUCGAUCCGUUUCAUGGUUCUACAACCAUAUUACCCUGCUAAAAAUGAUCCUCUACGACCUCUGCGACAAUGUGACCACUCAAUGGAGAGAGUGGAUGUUUCCCCAUAACGAAACACUGCCGGCAUUGGGUCAGGACGGCAUUAACGAAGACAAUCUGAAUGAAACCAUCGACAACAUGUUAAUUUUUGACUUCCUUGAUGACGGUUCAGAAAACAACCAGGUCAAAUAUUCCAGAAUCAUACCGCCAGAUAUCCGUUAA